Paramuricea clavata is the source of this 17046-nucleotide messenger RNA. NCBI's taxonomy places the organism in Eukaryota, Metazoa, Cnidaria, Anthozoa, Malacalcyonacea, Plexauridae. The record is from the annotation of a GenBank genome assembly.
GGCCUGUGUCGAGCCGAGAAUAUUUUAAAGCGUCAAACGACAAAGAAAAAUUUUGAGGGGAAACUUUUAUUGAAUUUAUUCCGAAGUUAUAUGUAAUAAAGAAGAAACAAUGUCUCCUCCAGUCGGAAAUAAUUCUGCUAAUUGCCAACAAAAGCCAUUAGCCAAAUAUAUUGGUGAUUUAGAUUCGGCGGCAACGAAUAUUCCGAGGUUAUAUCAACGCAAGAAUAUCGACGUUCAUAAUUCGCAGUUUCGUCUGUUCAACAACGCAGACGAAAUUGAAAUUCUCUUUCCAAACAAAGAAGAUCCUGUUGAAAGUUUACCCACAGAAGAUAAAAGAAACGUGGGAGAUGGUGAAAAUGGUGAGUUUCUAAUAACGCCUUCUAGAUUACAGUAAUAAUAAUAAUACAAAUUUGGGGGAUUUUGAGAAUUUUUAAAUGUACAAGUUUGUCAUUUGCUUUGUUAUUGUACGCCUAAAAUAAAUCUCAAAACAGACUAUCAUUGUGUACUGUAUUGAACUUUGUCUGAAAGCACUUGUUUAACCUGUAUAUUUACAGACUAAAUAUUGUUCGUGUGUUGAUAUUUUGAUUCGAUUUUACUGUAUUAAAUAUGUCAAGUUUUUGUGACGUACCGGCUGUCUAUCGAACAUUUGAGAUAACAUUUCUGGUUUAUUUUACGAUAUAUUGAAACCAAAGUCAUGCAUAUUUCUUCAUCCAAACCUGUAGAUUCAUACUUUGUAGUUUUUUGCAGUGAUUUGGGACGAUUUCCAAUGAUAAUUUUAUUUGUUUCGGUCAAUGUAAAAAAAAAUGGCGUUAAAUUUCGAAUAUUUAAAGCCCAGGGCUUAAUAUAUUCGUUCGUAAGCAUUUUUUAAUGAUGGACUUAUGCACGUGUGGGCUUAUAUACGGACGACAUUUGGUGUAAAUAAUAUUUAUUGUAACAGUAAUAGUAAUAGUAAAGGAAAUAUGAACAUACAGUAUAUAAACACAUAAUAAACAAGUUGUUGGAACUCCCCUUGGGCUUGUUAAUAAAUACCUGUCCAUAAUUACAAAGCUAAUUGCCAAGGUUGUCAGAUCAUGUGUGAGGUCCCGCAUUUCUAGGGGGGUCCGGAGGCAUACCCCUUGGAAAACGUUUAAAAUUUGGGUUAUAUCGUUAUGUUACGGAACGAAUGCGUGCACAUAUUGGUGUCGGUAACAUAACAAUAUAUUAAACCAAAAUUUGGGUCUCUGCAUAAAAUGGCAUUUCCAGCGUUUUGAAAUAGUUUUGCAUUUUCAUAAGGAGGUCUAAGGAGGCCCAAGGAAGGCUAUUAAGGAAUGCUAAGGAGGCCUAAGGUGGGAAGGCGGGAGGUGGUAAGAUGGCAUAUACAAAUUAGGACUGUUCGAUAUACCGAAAAUAUCGGUAUUAAAUCAAUAUCGGUGUAUCGAUACCGGAUAUUCAGAUAUACCGAAAUUACCGAUAUACCGAAAUUUCCGAUAUACCGAAAUUUCCGAUAUACUGGAAUUUUUUGGUAUACCGUGUUACAUUUACCAACUAUAUGGCAAAACCAUAACCUUUAUUUUACUACUGAAUGGCAAUUCAAAGAACUUUCUACUGAAAUGAUUUAGAUUUUGAAACAGCUUCAAAAUUAUUGUUUUACCUUUUAGAAUUACUCAAAAUUUCCUUAAAAUUUCCAUUAAAGAAUUUUCCUUUAUAAUUAUCAAAGGAAAACCGGUAUACCGAUAAUAUCAGUAUAAUUUUUUCGGUGUACCGAUACCGGAAAUUUCUCAUACCGAACAUUCCUAAUACAAAUACAAUAAAAUUUUGUAUUAUGGAUCAUUUACAUUUAUUUAAAAACGUUUUAUUCUUUAUAGUUUGUUGUGUACUAUAGCGGAACUGAUCAUGUUUGUUGUAUGUAUCAUAAUUGCUGCAUAUAAUAGCCGAAUCUGUAUUAAAAUAUGUCAAUUAUAAGAGCUGUAAUCAGAUAGCGUUUAUGCACUGAUAAUAUGCUGAUUUGAUAACACUCACACUGUCGAGAUUAGCUUUUCACAGUGAACAUAGAAAUAUUAAAUGCCGAAAGUUAAAUAAUUUCACAAUUCACAUAUUUUUAAAUUUUUCAAUGAUCUCAAGAUUUGACCUUUUCAGUAAACUCUUAUGCAUUAACCCCCCUAGAAUCUCUCUAACCCCUCUAAUAAAGUGUUCAUCCCCACCAAAAUUUCACUUCCAAAUGCCUAACCCUGCCGAAGCUUACUGAGUGGUGCCACUUGCACCCCACCAGAAAUUUUUCUACCCCUCUUUUUAAAUAAGUGAAAAUCCACCCUCAAUAAGCCCAUGGGUUAACACUCAUGGUGGCCUUACAUUUGGGUGGGUUUUUUCACAGGGAGCCCAAGCGUUGAUCUGUGUUAGUGUUGUAUGUUUUUCAGUUUAUUUAUUUUAGUGUCUUAGUUUAUAUUGCCUUUUAAUUGAAUUAUAAUACUAAAUUACACUAAUAUGUCUUAUAAUAAUAAUACUCCUAUAGUCAAACAUAUAAUAACAACAUAUAAGUUGAUUUGUAUGUUUUUCAGUUUAUUUAUUUAAGAUCUAUUAUUAGCUUAUAUAAAAGCACCGCCUUUCGAACCUGACAGCCCGUUCGCAGGAUACACACGUUAUUUCGCACUAAAAUAAGAAAUGUGACAAGGGAUGAAAUUACAAUACGGCGAUGUUUUAUUUUGAAGCCGUAUGUGCUUGUUAAAACGAAUUUUAGCUUGAAAUUCGGCCAUAUGAAUGAUAUGUCUAAGGCUAAAGUACAUAGCCAUUGAAAAAUUUUGUGAAAUAAAAGCCCUCUAGUCUUAUAAAUUGCUAUAGUUUUUAAUAGCGACGUUUCGUAGCAUUAACGCCCGACUUGACUGUACCUAAAUUAUUUAAUUUUAAAUUUUAAACAUUGAAAUCGUUACGAUUGACACAAAUUGGCUUCUCACCUUGAGUUGUAUUCGAGUUUGCUUCCUUGUUUAUAUCAUUGAUUCCUAAAUGUUGACGGCAUUAUUCGACACAACACUCAUUGCAUAAUUAUUGGUCCACUCAAGUCGGGGCAUUCAUUAUACGACAAACUUUAAGAGUUUCAUCCCUUGUCACGUAUUUAUAUUGUUGCCGCCCCCUAUUUCAAAUCGCGCAUGUAGCCUGCGAACGGGCUGUCAGGUUCGAAAGGCGGUGCUUUUAUAUAAGCUAAUAAUAGAUCUUAAAUAAAUAAACUGAAAAACAUACAAAUACAAAUCAACUUAUAUGUUGUUAUUAUAUGUUCGACUAUAGGAAUAUUAUUAUUAUAUGACAUAUUAGUGUAAUUUAGUGUUAUAAUUAAAUUAAAAGGCAAUAUAAAGACACUAACUGAUAAAUAAAGUGAAAAACAUACAACACUAACACAGAUCAAUGUUUGGGCUCCCUGUGGUUUUUUGUUGAGAAACUUGCAUUUAUAAGCAGUGAUUAAUUUGCAAGUAAGCAAUCCUAAGGGGAACAAAUUGGUUGGUACGUAGCAAGGGUAAAACAGGACAUUCUACUCAUACAUUCGCAUAAUUGUAUUGAUUAUUAUUAUAUGGCAAUUAUAAGCAUCACUUAUGGUGAAAUGGCGGACUGUGAUUGGCUGAGAAGCACUUUCAGCACUCCAUUAUUAUAAAUAACGAACUUUUUUUAAUAAUUAUUAAUAAUAAACUUUUUAUUAACCUCUCUUGCUCGUAUGUACAGAGAAAUAUCGGACCUUGGUCUUUUUGUACAAACCUUGCCCUACGGGCUAAUGGCAGCUUUGGCUGUAUUUGGGAAUUAUGAGGUGAAGCUAGAAAUAUGGCCAGCCAACAUAUUAUACUAUAUUUUAUGUUUUUGAGUUGUCUAAGCAAUGCAAAAUUUCCAUUGGUGGAGAGCCACUUUGAUUCCCAGGGAUAGUGCAAUAUUAAUUAAUGGCAACGGCAAUAAAACACCUGUUCUUUAAUCACUCACUAUUUUUACCUCGCAUUGUGAUUGAUUUGCUCAAAUAUUUUUACCUCACAUUGUUAUUGGUUUGCUCAUAUCACAAAAUAGCAUAGUAUGUUGGCUAGCCAUAUAUUAAUUUCUAGUUUCACCCCAUAAGCUCUGCCGCCAAAUAAGGUCAAAGCUCCGGUGGCUACUUUUUUACUGGACUGUCAAUUUUUAUUGGACUGGCAGUUUUUCGGUGAUUUCAGUAGUUUUAGCUGUUUUGUUUUGGUUGUUUUGCUUAAUUGUUUUGUUUUAGGCUUUCCCGUAAAGGAGAACUCAAGUCCCAAACAUGUGGGCAACCCCAGUGGUGAAAAAACUACUUGUAACAAUGGCUGUGCCAAAGAAUGUGUUUCACCUGGUCCAGCCAAUGCAGGAUUGGCCAUUUCAACCUCACCUGAUCAUCCUAGAGGUGGUGGGGGAGGUGGCGGGGGUGGUGAUGAUAGUGACGAAGACAACAAAGCUCAAAAAAAGUAUGACGAUCAUGGUAAGAAAGUUUUGAAACAGAAAAAAAGAAAACAAAAGAAAAGAUCAUCUGAUACAGAUGUUGAGGUAUAUGGUUUUUUGAAAUACUUUGCAGGAGAUAUUAAAACCCCCUGUCUUCAACAACAUGUUAGCGAUCCAAAGGCUAAUAAUCUAAGGAAAGGGAUAUAAUCAAGAGGCUAAGUCAGGGCCACCAGAUGUCCUGAGAUAUUGUUAGAAAUGAUGAAAAUUGAAGAUGUGAUGGGACAUUAUGAUCUUAAAAUUAUUUAACCCAUUGAGUGGCAGCACUCUCCCCCUGAUUAGUAAAAUUGUCUGGUGUUAGACAGAGUAAAAUAAUAAAGUAUGGCACAUCUGGGUGCAUUGUACCUAAAAGGUUAACAGGGUGCGUAGGCAAAUAGUCUGAUUAACCCACUGAGUGGCAGCACUCUCCUCAUCCUCCCCCUGACUAGUAAAAUUGUCUGGCAUUAGACAGAGUAAAAUAAUAAAGUAGCUACGGCGCAUCUUGGUGCAUUGUCACUUAAAAGGGUUGACAUGGUGCGUAGGCAGAUAGUCUUGAUUAAUUUGGCCUAUUGAGUGGCAGCAUUCUCCCCCUGACAAGUAAAAUUGUCUGGAGUUAGACAGAGUAAAAUAAUAAAGUAGAGUGCAUCUGGGUGCAUUGUCACUUAAAGGGUUAACAGGGUGCAUAGGCAGAUAUAGUCUUGAUUAAUUUAGCCCAUUGAGUGGCAGCAUUCUCCCCCUGACUAGUAAAAUUGUCAGGCGUUAUAAGCUUGUUUUCCACUAGCGAAUUUUUUCGCACAAAGCGACCUUUUUCGUUUUUCCGUACCACUUAUUACGUCAGCAAGACUUGGCAACACGGAUGCUGACAAAGAAAAAAGGUCGCUUCGUAACUGAAUCAGCAGUAGACCAAUUGAGAGUUAAUAUCUACAUUCACCAUAGAUAUAGCCACCAAAUCUUUGAGUACCCUUAUUACCCUACUUACCAAAUUGGAAGAUAAGGUGCAAACUGUUGAUCGAGGUGGAUUAAGGAAAGAUCCAUGCAAGUGGUGUCUUGAACUGGCAACCACAUUCAGGCAGCUUGCACCCAUCACACCAUUACAAAUGGUGGUGAAAAAAAAAUCGAAUGAUAUGAGCCAAUACCUAAUUCUGCGUCCCUCUUUGACAAAAGGUGGGAUGGGAGGAUUUUAAACCUUUCGCUUUAUUUUGGAUAUGUCCGUCUGUACACUUUGUGUACCAAACAGCUAUUGAUUAUAUGUUGUGCGAGAAGCACAUGCAAUGCAAGGCACACCUUGACAGUGACACCCAAUUUCCAGAUCACACAUGGUUCACUAGCUAUUAACUUUGGUUAAUACAUAACCUCAUAUACAUAUAGAAUUGUUUGGCAUAUUAGACAGAGUAUAAUCGUUAAGCCAUAUUAUAUACCAAGGCAUGUACAAACCGAUCUAUUAUCGAGUUCAUUCACUGUCAUUAAUGCUUGUUUCUAAUGAUGGCAAUGCAGGUGCCUAUGGCUGAGAGUCCACAGGAUCAACCAGAACAAAACCCCCAAAAUGCUGAAAACGUUAUGCAUGUGCGUGAAAAGCAAAAGUGGCACACAAGAAUCAAUCGUUAUAAUUUUUGCAAGUGUGAAAACAAAUGCUGUGAAAAUUGUAUACAGGUAUAACAAUUUAUUGAUUAUUUGUAUGUCAACUAUAUUUGAUUGCUGAAUUUUAUUUAAUAGAAAACAUUGCCUCCUCCACUUGACAGCUUGAACCCUCUAAUAAUUGGGACCGGCCUUAAUUUGUUUGUAGGUUGACCAAGAAAUGAGAGGUUACUUUGAAGAAAGUAAUUUGGAUUGGACUCCUGUGAUAGAAUACCAUCGAAAAGUUUGUCAGUUUCAGUACAGAUGUGAAUUAUGUUCCAGGUAAUUUAAAUGAACUUCUUUAUGUGCAUAUUACGUACCAGUGUUUGUACAGAAGCUUAAAAACCAUGCAGGGGCAGUGGGGGCAGCUGCCCCCGUUGCCCAAACAGUGCGGGGUAGCACGUUGCCUUUUUACCAAAACUGCACUUCGAACGUCGUGCGUUUUUCACAUGAAUUGAAAUUGAAAACUGUUUUUAAACAAUUUAGCUCAUACUUGAAUCUGAAUUCCUCUCAGAAACGUUACCAAUCAGUUUCCACCUAAUAUGAAAAGUAAAAAAGUAAACCUUCCUAAAUGAAUUGCGGUCGUUUCGCCAACGAGUCGUUUCGCCAACUGUCAGUUCGCCAACGUCUCAGGCCGAUUCGCCAACGUUCGUCCACGUUCUUAUGUCAGUUCGCAAACGUUACAUAUAUAUGAGACAUGCAUGGAUAUAUAAAUCUAUAAAUGUUUGUAGAAAAUAACCGAAAUAGCAAAUUCUCCAGACAUUUAUGUUUAGACGGUCUAAAACAGGUUUAAUCAGCGGACGCUAAACAAGGGCUAUAACUCACGAAAUGCGAAAGUUUUUAUGCAUAUGAUAUACCAUUCAAGUAAACACAACUGAAAAGUUUUCAAACUGAGAGUCAAACAAUACGAAUUACGAAGAUUAGCCAUACUCUUCAUUAACAAAAUUUCACAACAGACUGAGAGCUAGUGACGCUUUUGAUCACCAACGUUCCAACAUAUUUUCUGCAAACAUUGUUUGCGUUUCAUGGUUUCACAUUAGAAAGACGUGAACUAUUAAAUAACCAUGGAUUGUAAAAUAAUUGUAAACCAUGGAUUGUUUAUUUUACAAUCCAUGAUUAAACGUUGCGUUGGCGAACUGACAUAAGAACGUGGAGGACCGUUGGCGAAUCGACCCGAGACGUUGGCGAACUGACAGUUGGCGAAACGACUCGUUGGCGAAACGACCGGUUACCUAAUAACUGACAACUGUCAUGUUGCUUUACAAUACAUUUUAGUCUUUAGUGUCAUGCAACGAAUAAAAAUGUUCCAAUCUAUGCCGAAAUUUGUCUAACUGUAUUAGGUACAAGUAAUUAAGUAUCCGUUAUACAGCAAAAUGUUAACGAGCAUUGCCCCCCCUCCCCCCACCCCGCACAAAAAUUAAGGAUCAAGAGUAAGUGCCCUUUUCAUAUGGCUGCCCCCGCCGCUUCAUGUCACUUCCGGCGCCCCUGAAACCAUUAAAACCCUUAAUUAAUUUUGAUAAAUAGGGGUUUUCAUCAUAUUUAAGGUUACAGGACACCCUUUUUAGCGUUUUGCGGAAAAUCGUUGCUGCGCGCUCAAUAUCAGUCCGAUUUGAAUCAAAUUUUCACCAAAUGUUCGCCAGUGUAUGCAAAAUAUGGUAAAGUUGUAAAAUUAACAAACAAUAAAAUAAUAUAAGAAUUGUUCAGGGAAAUCUUAAAUCGCGGUACCGUUACGCUUUUGAGUUGUGCUCCUGUUGGUUUUAAGUUAUAUUUAUGAAAAUAUCAUUUUUAUACAGUAAAAUAGUUGUUCUAAAAAAUUGUGUUCGGAAAUUUUUGUUUAUUUCGUCAUUCCGCUGAUAUGGCGAUUUCUUUGACGACUGCAAUAUAUUUCUGAAUUGUUUGAGUGAAUUGCUCUUUAUUAUUAAAAUAUCCAAAAUUUAAAAAAAGCCGAACACAAUUUUGAAACUGACGUCUUUAGCUAUGCCCUGUGAGAAUUUGAGAAAACUUGGUCAAAACCCGCAGGAGCACAACUCGUUUGAAAAUCAGUAAUUACCGUAAAAUUCUUCGGGAGAAAAUUGAAUUUGAAUAUUACAUUUUCAAUGUUUUUCUUAUUGCAGCGAAAUGUAUUUUAUUAAAUAACUCGAGUUUUCAACAUUUUUCGUUCAAACUUGGUCAGAUAGUAGAACUAGUCUAAUGCUUUCAUGGAAAGAAAUUUUAGGCAAAAUUAACCCUCAAAGGUGUUCUGUAACCUUAAUUGAAUCGUUUAUUAACUGCAUGUUGACUUUAAAAUUUGUCAAAUUUAGAAAUAAAUAAUUUCAAAAUAAUUUAAGUAACUGAAAAAAUUAUUGUAGUAAUUGUGUAAAAUAGGUUAUACAAUCUUCAAUAUUUAACACUGAAAAAUGCAAUUAUGAAUUAUACCUUUACAGGUAAACUACGUGAAGCGUUCCUCUUUUGAGUUUCUAAAUUGAUUGCAAUUUUCCUCAUUACUUUUGCAACUUAAAAAACUCCCUUGCAAAUCCCUUGAGGGAAUUUGCAAUGUUGCUAAAAGCCAAAAACAUUUUCCUCAGUUCCUGUUAGAAGUUCUUAACUUCCUGUUACAAGUUCCUAACUUCCUGUUCUGUUCUGGGCGUUGCAAUUGGCUAACAAAAAUAAUCGACCAAUAGCAACGCUCAGAACAGAACAGGAAGUUAGGAAAUUAAAACAGGAAGUUAGGAAAAUUUAAAAUGAAGUUUGGAAUAUUGCAACAGCCGAUAGGAACAUUGCAAAUUCCCUCAAGGGAUUUGCAAAGAGUUUUUCAAAUUUGCAAAGCUAAUGAGGAAAAUUCCAAAUGAGUUACGAAGUCAAAAGAGGAACGCUUCACGUAGUUUACCUGUAACUGCAUGGUAUUGUGCAUAUUUUAAACUUUGGAGCGGUUCAGAUUUGACUUCUGCUACCACUUCCUCUCACAGCCACAGGCUUAAUUAAUACGCAUUUGAUUGGUCAAUCGGGUAGGUUAAACACAUCGGAUUGGCUAAGGUUACAGAACACCUUUGAGUGUUAAUUUUGCCUAAAAAUUUUUUAUUGGUUUCCAUGAAAGCAUUAGACUAGUUCUACUAUCUGACCAAGUUUAAACGAAAAAUGUUGAAAACUCGCAGAUCUAAACAAAGUCUACACAAAAAUUUCAUCACAGCUUCUGCUUGAAAGAAAGACGACUGAACCUCUAACAGGACGAUUGGUGAUAAAUCUUUAUCUCACCCAUAUUCCAGUUGAAUACGUAUCUGCUGGCAUCCAUCACUAGUUUCAAUAGAUCAUUCAGUACAGUUAGUUUCAUUUAUGUGUUUUUAUGUUUUAAUUAAUAAAGAUAUAAAGAAAGGGAACUGGCAAUUAAAAAUGUUUGUCAGCUGAUGAAGCGAAGAACAGAGUCAGAGGACUUAAUCAUUUGGAAGGUAGGUCAUAUUCUAAUUCAAUUCUUAUCAUGAUCAGUGGCGUAGCCAGCCCCUGACAAUUUAGUCCCGCUAUGCAAAUUCAAAAUUAUUAUGAUUAUUCAUUUUUUUAGAAAUUGAUUGUUUUUACAGUUUGCAGGCCUUAAAAUAUCUUUUCCAGGGCCGUCUGACAAAAUGUCCGGUGACGUUGAGUUUGGGUCGGACAUAUGUCCGAUGACCUUCAGUUCAUUUUUGACUCGGAAAUAAGUCUGAAUGACACAAAUGAAUAAACGGUAAAUGUUGUAAAGAUAAUUUGUUUCUUUCAUACUUAUUUCCAAGCCAAAAUUAACUUGCUUUCCAGAACAGCAGUAUCAAAAAGACUUCGACAACUUAAGUCCGUUUUCCACUUCACCAUUUCGCUCGCCGCCCCGCGCUCGACUACGUUAAAACAACAUGUCAACAUUUCCAUCACCUUUUAUACAAUAGUACUCUGAUUUUCCAUUUAACAUACAAGCCUCUAGUCCUGGGCUAAGGUACAUUUUGAUUUACGUCGGACAAAGCUACAGUUCGGUCGGACACCAAUACACUCGGGUCGGACAAACAAUAAACCUCAGUUUCACUUAGGUCGGACGGAAUGUCCGGUGGUUUCCUUUCUACGUCGGACAAUUUCACGAAUGGGUCGGACAAUGUCAGUCACCGACCGAUAUUUUAAGGCCUGUUUGCAUAGCGGGACUAAAUCGUUGGGCUGGCUACGCUACUGAUCAUGAUUACCAAUGGCCACUUCUGAAUUUGAGUGCACAUGCACGAAACAAUAGCUUGAACUGAGGCUGACUAUGUGACCUAGCUAUCUUGAAAGCUGAGUCAUUGUCAACUUCAACCUUGGGGUCAUUCGAAAAAGCCACAGGAAUAUGUUUUAUAAUUGGCUGAUUAUAACAAUGAAACACUAAAAAAUAAAUUUUCUGAAGUAUGAGACUAUGAGUCAAAGACACUGUCACAAAAGAACAUGUUCAUUUUAGGUUAAUUUUUAAUCCUUGUGUGCAUUAUGCAAGUGUGUCUCGUGUAUAUACAUUUAUCUGUUUUAAUGAAAAUAGUUUUGUGAUUUUAGAAUCACGAUAGUUUUGAUGAUCUAAGUCACUUCAAGGAGUUGGAGCAUUUCUACUUUGAAGAUGACAGAUAUUUUGCCAAGGGUGGUUUUGGGGAGGUUCACCAUAUUGAGUUGCCAUGGUCAAUCAAAGAAAAAUACUUUGGAUCAAGUUGUCCACGCCUUGUACUCAAAAAGGUGAGCUCUUAAGGUCCAUACACACUGGACACGAUUCGACCACGCGACGCGAUUUUUUGAUUUUCACUGACCGAUAACUUUGAUCCCAGUUUGAAAGUUAGAAGCGCUAUAACAUUUUGAGUUAUUUGGUCUACCUAUAUCUUUCAAAAUUUGCUCUCAUUGGCUGUUUUAUUAACUUAGUUUCAAAAACUAAAAAAUCGCGUCGCGUUGUCGAAUCGAAUCAGGAAUCAGGGGAUGGAAAAAAUAGGCGAAUACAUGUUAAACAGCUGCAGGAAAUUCGUUUGAAUGAUGAUUUGCUAUUGAAAAUUUGAAGGAAACCUUAACACCUAUGUCCCACUAUGGGCACAACAACAUGGUUGUCAGACAUUAUUCCUUGAAUUUAAAACCAAGGUCAGCUAGAACACUAUAUGUUUAUGCACAUGCAGAUUUAGCACAAAAUACUCCGUUGGUCUGCAGGAAAUUUUUGUCUACAGGGAGUGCUCCCAGCUAGAAGAAAAUUCUUUUUUCCUGCCCUGUCAGGAAUCGUGGUUUUGGUUGGAAAACAAGUUUUCAAGUGAAGUUGAAUGAGAUAAUCCCAAAGAAACGAUCUCUGAAUAUAACCCUAACCCUAUAUAUUCAAUAAAGCUCAGACUAUUCUGUAGAUCGACUAACUAGCUUGUAUUUAAACAAUAUUUUGUAAAGUCGACAAAGUUUUAUAUUUGCGGUUUAAGAUAAAAAUUGCUGCGCUCGAUCUCAUCGUUUUGACUGUGGAAUACAAAUAUGACUUUGCCUGCUUAAGUUAAGAGGCAAUUUUUUCAAUGUCACGUGUUUGCAAUGAAAAGUAUUCAAAACCUUAAAUCUUUUUGGCGUUCCUCUCAAAAUUACUUUGUUUUAGUUUUAUUGUCUAGUUUAUACAGUUAGCUACCUUUUUAAAUGCAUCUGUCGGUUGAGAAACAUAAAAUAAUAGUAAAAAAUUGACAAUUAAAGUACAAAUAUCAAUGAUGCUUUAAAAUUGACGCCAUAUUUACAGCCAUAUAAGCACAACUUACUGAACUUCAGACAUCAUUUUCUGUUUGGCGUAUCAUCUAAAAUCUCUUCAUUUUACCAUUGUUUCACAGAUAAAGCACUAAACAUACUUUUUAAGUUUGUUUGCCGAUUGAGAAACAUAUCGAAAAAUAAAAAUUAUGAAUUUAGUCAUAACCUCAAGUGAUUAUUAUAUACGCAUUAGUUUUGAGCGUGUGUUACGUAACGUACAAAAAAAUCUCCUCUUAAAUAUUUAGAGCAGAGUUACUUUUGACUGUUUUGACCGAUGUAAGAAUUGACAGUCUGUGUUACAAUGGCAAAGUUCAUAUUGUAUAGUGUUUGGACCAGACCUGGGGGAAAAUUCCUUUACAAAAUUAUAUAUUGUGAAGCGUGAAUUGCCAUUUUUAUUUUUCCCUGAAAUAUGAAAUGGCUAUUUUAUUUUUCGUAAAUCAUAUGAAAUCGUUUAUUUAUUUUACGUGUAACGAGAUUUAAAGAGCAAUUUUCCGUGAAACGCGAUUUCAAAAAUUUUGAGAGAUUCUAAUUUCAUUAGAGCUGUUUAUAGAUACAGAAAGGACAUCUCGUGUCUCGUAUGGACACGCCCAUAUCUCGGCUAAUUAACAAUUAGACAACGAGGCCUCGUUGUCUAUGAGCGAAUAGUCAACGAGGCGAAGCCGAGUUGACUAUUUGCUCAUGGAAAACGAGGCCGAGUUGUCUAAUUGUUUUAGUAUAAACUUUAACAUUAAUUUACAACUAGGCUGCAAACACAAUACAAAAAUACACAAAAAAACAUUAUAAAACCAUUAAAGGUAAACAAAUAUUUUAUUUUUUGUUCGCGUAAAGUGUUUUGCAAAAUUCAGUUUUUAUUUUAAAAUUUCAUUGAGUGUAUGUUAUUUUGUCUAUUUUCUUACCCUUAAAAAUUGCCAUUCCAUAUUUGUAUUGCUCUUUUCGGGCUUUUUUAGUACAGAAUUGUUCAACAAGUCGUCCAAAAAAUCAUCAGACAUGCACUUCGGCAAAAGUGCAAAACGCUAUUAGUAGGCUAUCACUAAUAGCCUACUAUAGUAGCGUAGCCAAUCAGAAGGCACGAUAUGUGAUAGCCUACUAGUAGGUUUAUACUAAUAUUCUAUACACAUGUUUAAGGCAUACAUCAAAAUUUAAGUUAGACAUUACUGCGUUCAAUAAAACUUUGUUUGAAUAAGAUGGCUUCUUUAGUUUUUACUAUUUCUAAAUUUAUAAAAAAGCUGUUAGGAAGUUUGCUUUGGAUUUUAGAUUAACCUGGGGUUAAGGUAUUCUGCUUUCGAACAACCGUCCCCUGGAGAUUUGCUAAUAAAUCACGUGACAUCCGACGAAAUCAGACGAGUUGACAGAUCUGUUGAUCUCUUGUUGUGGAUCUGUUAUGUGUGCAUUUUGUACUCAAACAUCGCAUGUGUGUGUGCAUGGAACUGUGCCCCAAAUUUGAUGUGGUAUGGUUAUCAAGUUACUAAACACCAAAUCUUUUUAGGCAAUUGUCACAGCGGAUGAAAUGUAUGUUCUCAGAAAAACUGCAACUCAUCCAAAUUUUGUUAAAACUCUCCUGGUUGUGCAGAAAAAGGAGAAUAAAUUCACACACAGAAUAAUUAUGGAGAAGUGCGGUAAGGGUGUAAUUAUUAACUAUCCAUGGAUGUGAAUAAGCAAACAUCUACAUAACUUAUUUGAAUCCUACUUGAUAGAAUUUCAGACAGGUACGCCAAUAAUCCAGCUACAGAAGUAGCUGGAUUAUUGGCGUACCUGUCUGAAAAUUCAUCAGAACCAUUGUCUAACAAUUUUACUGCUGCAAUCGUAAAAAUAUUUAAUUAAACUCCAACAUAUGGCUUCAAAGCAGGACUGUGGCACUGGCUGCCGUUAUUGCUUUUCUUUGAGCACUUUGAAGAGUUAUAAUAGUCCACAGCUGUGUCAUAGAGUAGAGAUAUACAGAGACGUAACUAGUGUACCCACUUUUUUGUGCGCAUGCUAGUUAUUAGAUGCAUGCAUCUGAUUGGAUGACGACCUGAUGACGACUCACUUUAAACUUGCUGAGCACGCGCAGUUGAUCAUUUUUCGCCCAGUCGCCUGAAAAAAAGGUGGGUACAUGAUAACGUAAUCUUCCGCAGUGUUUACAACGGUCAGUUACGUCUCUGCAUGUCUUAUCUACUCUGUGGCUGUGUUGUAGUUGGUUGAAUAAAAGAUUUUUGCUAUCCAAAAUGGCGGGGUUUUUAUGAUACGUCAUACUGCAAGAGCUGAAUAUGACUUAACUUGUAAUAAAAUCUAAGAACCCAGGUCGUUUUGCCUUUAAGACUUUUCAAAAACAGUAAUUUUUGGCAAGCAAAGAUCUUAUGCAACAAGUCGACUGGGGCUGAAAUAACUCAUGGUCGGAACGACUGGAUGCAGCAUGCGAUACAAUGGACGACUUGCGCUUUAGACUAAAUUUUAAUCUAAGUAAGAACAACGAAAUCUAUCACCACAGCUAAGAAAGAGCGUCUUCUUGGAAUUGGUAAUAUUACAAAGUUUGGUUGCGAAAUGUUGUAAAAUACGGAAAAUAUAGCCCUUCAAAGUUGGCAAAUUUGUAUACUUUUGUAUUACGUGAGUGAAUUGGUAACUAAAUUAGUUACCAAUUUCCGCAUGCACGUAAUAGAAAUGUAUACAAAUUUGCCAACUUCGCAGGGCCAUAUUUUCCGUAUUUUACAACAUUUCGCAACCAAAGUUUGCAGUUUUUCUAAUUUUGAUAACUUCUUUCCGAUAGUAUCCUUUGUUAUUCCCAGAUUAAAAAUUUUUCUAAAGCGCAAGUCGUCCAUUGCAUACACAAACACUACAUCCGACUCCAACGUUCCAUAGUGCAUGCCAUCAGUCCAGUCAUGUUUAAUGCCAGGACAUGUCAUGUCAUGUCAGACAUAUGUAUAUACCGACUAAAUUACGGUUUUGUAUACCUUGGAGUACGCAGAUAGCAAGAGUUCCGUGUACCUACGUGGUACUUGGUUGAAAAAAUGAAGUACCAGACCGUAAUAUUGGCGUACCUCCGGUACGUAAGUGCGCGAAUUGUCGCACCCUGUACCGGAUGAGUGAAACUAAUCAACUGCUGGGUUUUUUUGUAGAUAUGUCCAUGAAGGAUUUUCUGAAACAACUUUGGAAGGAUGGUAAAGCCUUGGAAAAAGGAGAAGCGCUCUUCUAUUGGCACCAAGUUGUAGCUGCUCUAAUAUUUCUCCAUUUUGAUUCUAUACAUGCCAUCCACAAGGAUAUAAAAGCCGCCAAUGUAUUGCUCACGAUCAGCGACAAUAUGAUCCGGGUAAAACUCGCCGAUUUUGGGCUGGUUAAAUGUUUACCUGGUGAAUAUACCAAAAGUGGUUUACCUGCCGCUGGAACACGUUGUUUCAUGGCACCAGAGGUAAUGUAAUGGCGCUUUCUAUUAACACGGCCAAACCGGUCAGAACGGUUAAAUUGUUGAAUGAAACACAAAACAUUUGGGCUUCGGACCUAUCUGACCGGAAAAUUUUGAUAACAUUAGAAUGAGGUCCAUUUUCGCUAGAUAUUUGAGAAACAUAGACCAGAUCUUUCCUUUGAUACAGAGACAAAAAUUCGGUUCUGACCGGUCAGGCCAUUGAAUGGAAAGCGCCCUAAUGUAAUUGUGGCAUUAACAUGAUCACUCGAAGCGGCCACGAUCCAGCCACUCCUGGCAGACACGUCAUCAAAUAGUAGACAUGCAAAUUUGGUUGUUAACAUAUUCCCCUUUUUUUUCUGCCAAUCCCAGUUCGGUGGCGCAAUCGUGUCAGUGCCAGAGCCUUUCAUUUCUGAGAUCGCGUGUUCCCUCUCUCGCUGCGGACAAUCCUACUUCUCCACCAUGCCGUGCGGCCAGAGGAGGGACUGCAUGGACUAUGCUAGACUUGCUCCAAGUCUCUCUUUCAUUGUCAUAUCGAUCCACUAUAGUGUACAUUACAUGACGUAGUACGGAGGGGCGGAGCGAGAAAGAGAGACUUGUCAACUUCGGAAAAUCGCGGUUCAAAACUGAACCGAAAAUGCAAGACUCGCUUUAAUUGUUUUCCUUCAAUUUCUUUCUGUAUUAUUUACUAUAAUGGAACUCAUGUUAUUUACACUGUGCUAGAUCAAUACAUAUAAACACUGACAGAAAACAAUUAAAGCAAGUCUUGCAUUUUCGGUUCAGUUUUGAACCGAGAUUUUCCGAAGUUGACAAGUCUCUCUUUCUCGCUCCGCCCCUCCAUACUACGUCAUGUAAUGUACACUAUAGUGGAUCGAUACUAUAUGACAAUGAAAGAGAGACUUGGAGCAAGUCUAGGACUAUGCGGACACUCAAUGCUUUACCAAAAGUCGUGGGUUUUCUUUGGGUACUCCAAAUGAAAAUCAUGUCCAACUAACGAAGGUUUCGUAGUUGUAAAAGCCAUUGUUACUAACUUGUUACACUCCUCCGCAGAGUCAAUUAUAUAGGAUUGUAGGUAUAAUCUAGGGAUAGUAGAGGACAUUUAGUGGUGCACGACGGGGGGUUGAGACCCAUGGUCCCGUCUUCCCAUCAUACCUAGCGCGUUUUGACUAACAAUUACGUAAUUUUUUCCCCCAGCAAUGUUACGUAAUUUUACUAAAAAUUCGUAAGGCUCUGCAGAGGAGUGUGAAGUUGUUAUGCAUUUCUUGAAAUUUUUGGAUAGAGAUUUGAUAAGGUAGAGAGAUGUUUGGGUGCACCAGAACCUGUAAUUUAAAGUUUUCCCAGAAGUACCGAAUUUAUUUAACCAUUUAUGUUAUUUUUGUCCGAUGUCAGAGAGGCACGCAAUUUAAAUUAUACUUUAUUACUUUAUAUUCGUCUUUCUAAUGAAGACAGAGUUUGGCCAUUGUAUUUUCAUUAUUUGUGGUCGGAACCGUGAAAGCCCCUGGGAAUCAUUGUAUACAUGCAUAAGCUGAUUAUCUAUAAAUUUUCUACCGUGUUUAAGGUGCCAGAUAUAUCUGUUUAACUUUUUUUUUCAUUUGCACAGGUCUAUGAGCAACGUGCCCAUGGCCGUCCAGCUGACAUAUAUAGUUUGGGAAUGUUGUUUUUGCAACUACUCUUCGAACAUUGGAAGAAUGUGCAAGUAUGCUGAAGUUAUUUACUUUCUACAAAUCUUACAACGAUUUUAAAGUUUCUGCUUUUCGCGAGAAUGUUUCUAAAAAAUUUCAACAUUGGAUUUCUCUAAUUUAUUAUUAUUAUUGUCUUUAUUGGGGUCCACUAAAGUAUAUGUACAAAGUCUAAUUAUAUAGUCAAUUAUUUAGAAAGCAUUGCAAGAUCUGACAAAUCUUGAUGCAGAUUUGGGCGCUCUGGUUGAGCGAUGCUUGGAU